This is a messenger RNA of Pelobates fuscus (common spadefoot toad), 1486 nucleotides long. It is a transcript of the gene TMEM255B, whose product is annotated as transmembrane protein 255B. The transcript is spliced from 9 exons. The coding region runs from base 205 to 1179 and encodes 324 amino acids. The record is from RefSeq and is a predicted model, not a curated record. Lineage: Eukaryota; Metazoa; Chordata; Amphibia; Anura; Pelobatidae.
UACUGCAGCAGCAACAGAUCACACCUGUCUUCUCUGGACCAUGGAAAGAGAUGCCGUGUGCAUGAGCUGAGCCACACAGUAUCAUUGCAUUACUGGCAGCAGACAGUGCCUUAUUAAGUUUGCCUGGUGUCUUUCCUGAAGAGAGCAGCUUAUAUAGUACCAUUAGUCUGCUGUGAGAUCAUUGCAACCCAAGGCUCAGUCAACAUGCAGUCAGUCUCUGGUCUCACAACACCCCUUGAUGCUACAGGUCAGUUUUCAAAAAGAAAGAGGACUUCCCUGUGGUUUUCAAUCUCCCUCCUUGUGGUGUCCCUUUUUAUAUUGGUCUUAGGCCUAGUGGCAACUACGAGAACAGAAAACAUAACAGUGGGAGGCUAUUAUCCAGGGAUUGUUCUUGGUUUCGGAUCUUUCUUGGGCAUUGUUGGAAUUCAUUUGGUGGAGAACAGAAAACAAAUGCUGGUAGCCUCCAUAGUGUUUAUCAGUUUCGGAGUAGUGGCAGCCUUUUGCUGUGCUAUAGUUGACGGAGUGUUUGCAGCUCGCCAUAUUGAACCAAGACCAUUGUACACAGGGAGGUGUCAGUUUUAUUCCAGCGGGUCAGGACUUGCUUAUGAUACUCACCAGACAGAGGUAACGUGUUAUACGCAGCAGACUGGAUGUCAAAUGAGAAUCAAAACUCACACGUGCUAUUGCUGUGAUCUGUACAACUGUGAAAACCCAGAUCAGGUCAGCAGCUACUAUGAAUAUGUUGGCGUAAGCAGCUGCCAAGAUGCAGUCCAUUUAUAUCGGCUACUAUGGACCUCUACCGUGCUAAACAUAGUGGGGCUUUUCCUUGGCAUUGUCACUGCUGCUAUUCUUGGAGCUUUUAAGGACAUGGUACCACUUCCUCAACUCAAUUAUAACUCGCCUCCACCUCAAAUUCUGUAUAACCCUGCACAGCAGAUUCUUACCUACACUGGGUUUUGCUCUUCUGCAUCUGCACUACCAUCCUAUGCGUCAUACCCUUUACCGCUACAGCCUUCUGGUUCUUAUCCAGCCACAUCAUCUGGUGAUAUUUCCUUAUUGGAUGACACCCAGAAUCCCUCAGAGUCUAACUCAAUCAAUGGACUCGCCUCAAAUCCAGUCUCUCAGCAUUCAUCUUCCAUUCUUCUACCAGGUGAAAAGCCCCCUCCAUAUGCCCCUUAGCAAAAGAUUUCCGUGUUUGCUACAAGGACUGUGAGUAAAGUUGCAAGAAAAACAGGAUUAAAGGGCUUGCUGGAAUCACGGACAUUCCUAUGGAAAUAGAUGAUCUUUCCUUGUACGGUCGAUCAAUUAUUGACUUUAUAAUUAAUGGCAAAGUGUUAGAUGAUAAUUUGUCUUUCUUGUGAAAUCCUAAUUUAUUAUAAAAUGAAGUGUGUAAUUUAACAUUUUUAUAGGCUUUAGCGUUGCUUUAUUGACCGAUUUGUCUUGUAUAGUAGACAUUUUUGUUACCGUCUUAAAUAGUCAAUGAAGA